This is a messenger RNA of Macaca mulatta (Rhesus monkey), 2178 nucleotides long. Its product is annotated as liver carboxylesterase 1. Lineage: Eukaryota; Metazoa; Chordata; Mammalia; Primates; Cercopithecidae. The record is from RefSeq and is a predicted model, not a curated record.
UGGGCGAGUUUACAGCUCUCUGUAAUCUGAGAGUGUAGUCCAGAGUGGUUUGAUGAAAGAGGGUAAACUGUGGGUGGGCGUGGCUUGAGGUCCCAAUAGAAGCCCAGGGAAAUCUGGGGAAAGGCAGGGCUUUUCUGAUAUCUCCCAGUUAGAGGAUUAGGCAAUUGGCAUCGCAGGGCUGUGACUCGCGGGUGGGGCUGGGCUCCAGGGCUGGACAGCGCAGUCCCUCCGAGCUGCAGGGAGACCUCGCAGGCCCCGAAAACUGUCGCCCUUCCACGAUGUGGCUCCGUGCUCUUGUCCUGGCCACUCUUGCUGCUUUCACGGCUUGGGGGCACCCGUCCUCGCCACCUGUGGUGGACACCGUGCAUGGCAAAGUGCUGGGGAAGUUCGUCAGCUUAGAAGGAUUUGCACAGCCUGUGGCCGUUUUCCUGGGAAUCCCUUUUGCCAAGCCCCCUCUUGGACCCCUGAGGUUUACUCCACCGCAGCCUGCAGAGCCAUGGAGCUUCGUGAAGAAUGCCACCUCUUACCCUCCUAUGUGCUCCCAAGAUGCCGUGGCAGGGCAGGUACUCUCAGAGCUAUUUACAAACCGAAAAGAGAACAUUCCUCUCAAACUUUCUGAAGACUGUCUUUACCUCAAUAUUUACACUCCUGCUGACUUGACCAAGAAAAACAGGCUGCCGGUGAUGGUGUGGAUCCACGGAGGGGGGCUGAUGGUGGGUGCAGCAUCAACCUAUGAUGGGCUGGCCCUUGCUGCCCAUGAAAACGUGGUGGUGGUGACCAUUCAAUAUCGCCUGGGCAUCUGGGGAUUCUUCAGCACAGGGGAUGAACACAGCCGGGGGAACUGGGGUCACCUGGACCAGCUGGCUGCCCUGCACUGGGUCCAGGACAACAUUGCCAGCUUUGGAGGGAACCCAGGCUCUGUGACCAUCUUUGGAGAGUCAGCGGGAGGAGAAAGUGUCUCUGUUCUUGUUUUGUCUCCAUUGGCAAAGAACCUCUUCCACCGGGCCAUUUCUGAGAGUGGCGUGGCUCUCACUGCUGUUCUGGUGAAGAAAGGUGAUGUCAAGCCCUUGGCUGAGCAAAUUGCUAUUGCUGCUGGGUGUCAAACCACCACCUCAGCUGUCAUGGUUCACUGCCUGCGACAGAAGACGGAAGAGGAGCUGUUGGAGACAACAUUGAAAAUGAAAUUCUUCUCUCUGGAUUUACAUGGAGACCCCAGAGAGAGUCACCCUUUCUUGGGCACCGUGAUUGAUGGGCUGCUGCUGCCGAAAACACCUGAAGAACUUCAAGCUGAAAGGAAGUUCAACACUGUCCCCUACAUGGUCGGAUUUAACAAGCAGGAGUUUGGCUGGAUUAUUCCAAUGUUGAUGGGCUAUCCACUCUCUGAAGGGAAACUGGACCAGAAGACAGCCAUGUCACUCUUGUGGAAGUCCUAUCCCCUUGUUUACAUUGCUAAGGAACUGAUUCCAGAAGCCACUGAGAAAUACUUAGGAGGAACAAAUGACCCUGUCAAAAAGAAAGACCUGUUCCUGGACUUGUUAGCAGAUGUGAUGUUUUCUUUCCCAUCUGUGAUUGUGGCCCGGCACCACAGAGAUGCUGGAGCGCCCACCUACAUGUAUGAGUUUCAGUAUCGUCCAAGCUUCUCAUCAGACAUGAAACCCAAGACGGUGAUAGGAGACCACGGGGAUGAGCUCUUCUCUGUCUUUGGGGCUCCAUUUUUAAAAGAGGGUGCCUCUGAAGAGGAGAUCAGACUCAGCAAGAUGGUGAUGAAAUUCUGGGCCAACUUUGCUCGCAAUGGAAACCCCAAUGGGGAAGGGCUGCCCCGCUGGCCAGAGUACAACCAGGAGGAAGGGUACCUGCAGAUUGGUGCCAACACCCAGGCGGCCCAGAAGCUGAAGGACAAGGAAGUGGCUUUCUGGACCACACUCUUUGCCAAGAAGGCAGUGGAGAAGCCACCCCAGACAGAACACAUUGAGCUGUGAAUGGAAGAUCCAGCCAGCCUCGGGGGCCUGGAAGAGCAAAGACUGGGGUAUCUUGUGAAAGGGAUUGCAGGUUCAGAAGGCAUCUUACCGUGGCUGGGGAAUUGUCUGGUGGUGAGGGGCAGGGAACAGAGGCCAUGAAGAAGGAAGUUUUGUAUUUGUGACCUCAGCUUUGGGAAUAAAGUAUCUUUUGAAGGCCAAA